Messenger RNA from Penicillium brasilianum, 1509 nucleotides. Lineage: Eukaryota; Fungi; Ascomycota; Eurotiomycetes; Eurotiales; Aspergillaceae. The record is from the annotation of a GenBank genome assembly.
AUGGCUUUCUCCGACGUCCGAGACGACCCCAUUCCUUUGCUCACAGCUAUCACAGCUGCCUUGGUCAUUACAGCGUGUGUCCUGCAUACGCCAAAGAAGCUUCUCAGCAAAUUUUUUCACAUACUUCUUCAUUACACCAACCGAGUCCGUAGCGUUGACGGUACCUUCACUCUCGACGGACCCAAGUAUGUCUGGCCGUACGGGAACACCAAACAGCAGUUCUACGACGCGCACAAACACUCACAACUCUGGUCGGAGCAAUAUGGCCAGAUUUAUCGUAUUUGGAGUGGCUUGUCUCCGGAAGUUGUAAUAACGACACCCGCAGAUGUUGCCAAGUUCUAUAGCGACGCAAGCCAUCAUAUCAGAGUGUUUGGGCAACGCGCUGGUUGGGUAUUCCACCAGGUUCUAGGGGAAGGCAUUGGCUUCAUCGACCAUGGCGAUUGGCGAAGAGUGCGAAAAUGCAUGGAUCCUCUCAUGGCAAACGGAGUGGCUACGAAGCAACUACCUCAGAUUAACCAGUCGGCGCAAGAGUUUGUAGACCGCCUGGGCAACGAUCAGGUAACUGUGAUAUGUGCUAUCAAUGCUGUCAUGAACUUUCCCCUGUUAGAGACAAGCCGGGCGCUAUUUGGCGACAUGAACGAGGUAGAACAAACAGAGUUGCUAGCUAUCGGGGAGAAGUAUAUGAAAAUCAUCCGCUCAUUUUUCGCAGACGGGCCUUUUUGUCGCGGAUUUCGCUAUUGGCGACCUGCGUCCAAGUUGAGGUCUACUACACGAGAAUACCUGCAUCGAUGGGAUACCUUUCACCGCAACCUAGUACACUCGCGUCGGGAUCAGCCGGAGUUGCCAAUCAUGAAGUUGUGGAAGCGAGUCGAGGAGGGAAUAAUCACUCGAAAUGAACUUUUGCAAUCAAUUACAGAAUCGACCUACACCAAUAUCGACAUCACAGCUCAUGUCAUUGUUACCACCUGCGUACUUGUGACUACAGAUGAGAAUACGCAAAAGGAUCUGGAGAUUGAGAUCAAAAGCCAGAGGCAUGAUCAAGACCGGUAUAUUGGUCGAACGGACACCUUACUGCAUUUUGUGCUCCUUGAAGCCCUGCGUCUGCAGCCGGCAGUCCCCUUCACCCUCUCCGAAGCCGCCAAUAUUGACAAGGAAUUAGGGGGGUUUCGAGUGCCGCAAGGGACAAGCGUCACCACCGAUACGUUCGCUAUCAAUGUCCGUAAUCCGUUCUGGGGCCCUGAUCGCACUCAGUACCGACCGCUCCGCUUCCAAGGUUUAACUGCUGGUGAAUUAAUGCACAACCUGCACACCUUUGGAUAUGGUUCAAGGAAAUGUCUGGGUAAACAUUUCGCCGAAAAACAGCUCCGAGCACUGAUCAUGCACCUGUUCCACCAAUAUGACGUACGUUGGUGCAAUCGUGCUGAAACCACCAGCUCCGAGUUCGACGACGAUAGGAGUGCGUCGAUCUGUGUGCCAGAUGUUAAGCUAUCACUCACAAGGCGUCGGUAA